Molecule: messenger RNA, 2014 nt
Organism: Corythoichthys intestinalis (scribbled pipefish)
Lineage: Eukaryota; Metazoa; Chordata; Actinopteri; Syngnathiformes; Syngnathidae
Gene: zdhhc6
Product: zinc finger DHHC-type palmitoyltransferase 6
Exons: 11
Coding region: 381-1607 (408 amino acids)
Biological process (GO): protein palmitoylation
Cellular component (GO): Golgi apparatus
Molecular function (GO): protein binding; palmitoyltransferase activity
Source: RefSeq, a predicted model, not a curated record
CAAAUAUAUUCGGAACAAACUAAUAUUAGAAAGGUUCCUACCGCUACACAGCGCAACCAAAGAGUGGAAAAAACACGGAAGUGGCCGGGUUGGGUGACCGUUUUUUCAUUCUCAUUCUCACUUAAAUGAUAGCGCAAACGGUGCUUUUUAAAUCGAUGGGGAAUCACACCCCGUGAGCACCAUUAGUGAACACUGCUCACUCUCAUGACAAAUAGGAAUGGCACUCAGGAUGUCAUGCUGAUUCCAAAACGGUCUUGUUACUGUCUUAUUGGAAGCAGAGGUGGAAAAAUAUGUGUACCGUCCUCACCGCUGAUUUUGCAAGAUAACAGAAAGUAACCCCCGCGGACACUCAAGCUUCAAAUUGUCCCUGCUAAGUCAUAAUGAACUUGGUGUCAUGGGAGAACCUUCACGAGGUGCGCCGGUUGUGCCACUGGGGUCCGAUCAUCGCCUUGUCUGUCAUCGCCGUGUGUUCCUCUAUGGCUAUGAUAGAUUCCAUCAUCUGGUACUGGCCUCUGGACACAACCGGCGGAAGCAUAAACUUCAUAAUGCUCCUCAAUUGGACUGUCCUUAUCCUCUACAACUACUUCAAUGCUAUGUUCAUCGGGCCGGGGUACAUUCCCCUCGCUUGGAAGCCUGAGAAUCAAGAGGACACCCAAUACUUGCAGUAUUGUAGAGCGUGUCAAGCUUUCAAGGCCCCAAGGUCCCACCACUGCCGCAAAUGUAACAGGUGCGUAAUGAAGAUGGACCACCACUGCCCCUGGAUCAACAACUGCUGUGGCCACCAGAACCACGCAUACUUCACCAGCUUCCUGCUGCUGGCCCCAUUAGGGUGCUCGCACGCUACAGCCAUCUUUAUCAUGACCAUGUACACACAGCUGUAUGAGAGGAUCUCAUUUGGCUGGAGCACAGUGAAGAUUGACAUGAGCGCCAUGCGCCAGAGGCAGCCCCUCAUACCCUUCAGCGUCGCCGCCUUCGCCGCCACCCUCUUCGCCUUGGGCUUGGCGCUCGGGACCACCAUCGCUGUGGGCAUGCUCUUUGUAAUACAGAUGAAAGUCAUCAUUCGAAACAAAACCUCAAUAGAGUCCUGGAUCGAGGAAAAGGCCAAAGACAGAAUACAGCACUACCAAACCGGGGAGGAGUUCAUCUUCCCAUACGACCUCGGUAGCCGUUGGCUCAACUUCAAAGAGGUCUUCACGUGGUCAGGUUUGCCCAAAGGAGACGGCCUCUGGUGGCCCGUCCACCCCAAGUGUCACCAGCACACCUUAACGAUCGAGCAACUGAAGCAGAAGGCCGACAAACGCGUGAGAAGUCAGGUCCAGUACCGUGCAGUUGAGGACUACAAUGGCGCUUGCUGCCCCAUGACCAAGGGCAUCCAAACCUUUUUCCGAACCCCUUGCACAGAAGAGCCCAGAAUACCCCUACAGCGUGGGGACACCAUUCUCGCCACCCGUGGCACCAAAUGGUGGAUGUAUGGAGACAAAGUCUUAAACGAGGAGCAAACAAGAGUGGGGACUCGCAUUCGUGGAUGGUUUCCGCGGCGAUGCGUGGAAAAGUGCCAUUAUGACACCGCGGUCGUCGACGGUGCCGGCGAUAAAAAAGCCAACUAGCGAGGUUGCGCAAAUAUUUGCCGAUGUCACUCUCGGUGCUGCGUACAUCACCGCAUAUUCUGGUCAACACACAUUUUGAUACUGACUUGAAUUUGUCCAAAAAAAUGAAAAAAGGCCUUGGAAUAUUACUAAGCAUAAGUCAUGUGUGGUGAAGAAGAGUCUGAAUUUCAAUGAGGCUUUAAUGUGACUGCAUAAGAUGUUUCACUUGAAUUCUGUUUGUUACGUGUGCCAAUGUUGUGCGUUUUUUGCCAAUUAUGCAAUUUGCCUCUGCCGCCCCAGCCGGACAAACCCCAGGGCCAGGUCAUGCAACUCUUUCUACUACUGUAGCCCAAUAGCGCUUGAUUUGUCCUUUAUUUUUUUUGUAAAACAAAGCUGUUCGCUUCAAAAUUAAAAGAUUUCAAAACAUU